Molecule: messenger RNA, 3406 nt
Organism: Salvelinus namaycush (lake trout)
Lineage: Eukaryota; Metazoa; Chordata; Actinopteri; Salmoniformes; Salmonidae
Product: smoothened homolog
Exons: 12
Coding region: 320-2815 (831 amino acids)
Biological process (GO): central nervous system development; commissural neuron axon guidance; smoothened signaling pathway
Cellular component (GO): cilium; plasma membrane; dendrite
Molecular function (GO): transmembrane signaling receptor activity; patched binding
Source: RefSeq, a predicted model, not a curated record
CAGCGGAAGGAAUAGUUCCACUUGAUUUUAAUUGAAUAUCAUGCAUGGAUUUUUUCGUUUUUUGGUGGCGAUCGGAUUGUGUGUAGGGAAUUCCAGUGAUAAAUCAAGGAUUAUACGACAAAAUGCUAAAUGAAAAAGUUCGGGACUGCGUGAAAACUGGGAAAACGUUUCGUUUCAUUGUAUCAUAAUGUUACAUUCGGCAUCAAAUGAACAAGAGCACUUCGUGCUAUUUUUAUUAACGGUUACUUUUUAGAUUACUGGAAUACAAAGUAUCAUUUUUUAAUUCCUGGAAACAAAGUUGCACCGUUGAAUCUCCAAGAUGUCUUCCCAUGGCUGGAGUGCCAUUGUUGGUGUGUUGGGGAUGCUUUGCGUUUGGGCUGCCUCCUUUCUGGCUACUCAUGCGGUAACGGUACAGAGAAACGAAACAAUUUUCAAUGAUUUCUGCAAGAAAACUACAACAUGUGAAGUGCUGAAGUAUAAUACAUGUCUUGGGUCCCCACUACCGUACACGCACACGUCUCUUGUCUUGGCUGAAGACUCAAGUACCCAAGACGAAGCAUUUGAGAAGUUGGCCAUGUGGUCUGGUCUGAGGAACGCCCCUCGCUGCUGGGCGGUCAUCCAGCCCCUGCUGUGUGCCGUCUACAUGCCAAAGUGUGACAACGGGCAGGUGGAGCUUCCCAGCCAGCACCUGUGCCAGGCUACGCGUCGCCCCUGCAGCAUCGUGGACCAGGAGAGGGGCUGGCCCAACUUCCUCAAGUGUGAGGAGACGGACAAGUACCCCAUGGGCUGCACGAACGAGGUGCAGAAGCUGAAGUUCAACACGUCGGGACACUGCGAAGCCCCCCUGGUGAAGACAGACGUUCAGGCCAGCUGGUACAAAGAUGUGGAGGGCUGCGGCAUCCAGUGCAACAACCCCCUGUUCACCGACGAGGAGCACUCGGACAUGCACGCCUACAUCGCUGUGUUCGGCACCGUCACCCUGCUCUGCACCUUUUUCACUCUGGCCACCUUUCUGGCGGACUGGAAGAAUUCAAACCGUUACCCCGCCGUCAUCCUCUUCUACAUCAAUACCUGUUUCUUCAUGGGCAGUAUCGGCUGGCUGGCUCAGUUCAUGGAUGGAGCUCGCAAAGAGAUCGUGUGUAAGAGUGACAACACCAUGCGUUUAGGGGAGCCCUCGUCUACCGAGACUCUGUCGUGUGUCAUCAUCUUCAGCCUCGUCUACUACUCCCUGAUGUCUGGGGUGAUUUGGUUCGUCAUGCUGACCUACGCCUGGCACACGUCCUUCAAGGCCCUGGGCACCACCCACCAGCCUCUCUCGGGCAAGACCUCAUACUUCCACAUGGUCACAUGGUCCGUCCCCUUCAUCCUCACUGUGGCUAUUCUAGCCACUGCUGAGGUGGACGGAGACUCUGUCAGUGGGAUCUGUUUCGUGGGCUAUAAGAACUACCGCUACCGUGCUGGCUUUGUGUUGGCUCCCAUUGGAGUUGUGCUUGUCAUUGGUGGCUAUUUCCUCAUACGAGGAGUCAUGACAUUGUUCUCCAUCAAGAGUAACCACCCAGGUCUUCUGAGUGAGAAGGCAGCGAGCAAAAUCAACGAAACAAUGCUAAGACUUGGUAUAUUUGGGUUCCUGGCGUUUGGCUUUGUCUUAAUCACGUUUGGCUGCCACUUCUAUGACUUCUUCAACCAGGCUGAGUGGGAGAAGAGCUUCAGAGAAUAUGUGUUGUGCGAGGCCAAUGUGACGAUCGCUCAUCAGACCAACAAGCCGAUCCCAGAAUGUACUAUCAAGAACCGUCCCAGUCUACUGGUGGAAAAGAUUAAUCUGUUCUCCAUGUUCGGCACGGGCAUCGCCAUGAGCACCUGGGUGUGGACCAAGGCCACUAUCCUCAUCUGGAAACGCACCUGGUGCAAGGUUAUCGGCCGUAGCGACGAUGAGCCCAAGAGGAUAAAGAAGAGCAAGAUGAUAGCCAAGGCCUUCUCCAAGCGCAAGGAGCUCCACAAAGACCCGGAGAAGGAGCUGUCCUUCAGCAUGCACACUGUCUCCCAUGACGGGCCAGUAGCUGGCAUCAACUUUGACCUGAACGGGGAGCCAUCCAACGAGAUGUCUUCAGCCUGGGCCCAGCAUGUCACCAAGAUGGUGGCCAGGAGGGGCGCCAUUCUGCCGCAGGACAUCUCUGUCACCCCUACAGGGACACCUGUUCCACCGCCAGAGGAGAGGAACAAGCUGUGGAUGGUGGAGGCGGAGAUCUCCCCUGAGAUGAUGAAGAGGAAGAAGAAGAGGAAGAAGAGGAAUAAGGAGGCGCGCCCUCUGGAGGAGCUGGCCGAACACCAGGGCUACCGUCGGCGAGAGUUUGGCACCAGCUCGGUGCCACGGCUACCCAAGCUGCCCGGCCACAGGAGCCUGGUGGCCAAUCUGAGGCAGCACCAGGAGGAAGCUGAGGACGUCCUUCCAGGCUCUUACUCUGAGUUUAGGCCCUCUCAUCCCCUGCCCUACCAGGAGAGGUACGGAGGAGCCCUGGGGGCAUCCUCUAGCCAGAGGAGCAGGUACCCUGACCUCAACCCCCUCUCCCUCAGCGACCUGCCAGAGGACCUCGGCCUGGGGCCUCGCUGCCGCCCCCAACAACCACCCCACUGCUUCUGGCAGCCCAAUGGAGCGUUCCACUACUCCGGGGAGGUGGCGCCUAUGGCAGGGGUGUCUGGGAGGACAGACUACGUGGGGAGGUCGCAUGGGGGUCAAAGGAGGGCGGAGUGGGGGCAGAUCCACUCUAGAACCAACCUGAUGGAGGAGGAGCUUAUGGAUGCUGACUCUGACUUCUGAGAGCGACCAUGUGUGGUUGUGGGGUUUUCUGUUUUUUUUACAGACUGUGAGAGAAAAGUGCUGGAUACUUACACUUAUGGUGCUCCUUUGUCACUGCCCAACAGUCAAGAUGAAACAGGACUCAAGUCAAGUUAAUUGGUCAGAUCUGUCUCAUUUAAAGGGAAGGGCUAAAGGAGAACUGAUCAGGCCAAGGGUGAGUUUCAUAAAAGCUUCUUGGCUUAUAUCCCACUGGGCACGAACUGGUUGAAUCAACGUUGUUUCCACGUCAUUUCAACCCCCCAAAAUCUAUGUGAUGACGUUGAAUCAAUGUGGAAAACUGAUUGUAUUUGAAACAAGUCAUCAACGUAAGGGCAUUUCGUAUUUCUUUCACCCAACCUUUAAGCUAAAUCCAAUGAAAUGGUGACAUUUGUUGUUGAUUUCACAUUGAAUUCACGUUAGUUAACAACUCAACCAAAUGUAAAUCAAAACUAGACGUUGAACGGACUUCUGUGCCCAGUGGGGUGGCUCUGAAUUUCUCUUAACAAAUUACAGUAGCUACAGUUUCAUAAAAAUGUGUUUAAAAAUCUAUAGCUGCGUUUAGACAGGCAGCCU